AUGGGAGAUAUAUCGAAGAAGCCAGAGUUUGUUUUCGUGCCUGGAGCAUGGCAUAGCCCAGAAUCCUUUAAACCCACCACAGAUAUCCUUGCAGCGAAGGGUUAUAAAGUUCACGGCAUUUCCCUAAAAUCUGUGGGUGCAUCUCCUCAUCUCGAAAAUUCUCAGCCAGAUGUCGAAACAAUCAGGAACAAAAUCGACUCUCUCCUCUCCACGUCCACUCCCCUGAUUCUUGUUUACCACUCUUACGGCGGAGUAGUCGGCUCGUCGGCCUUAGACACCUACAUCGCCACCCUCUCCCCCUCAACCACCCCCUUCUCUCCUACUGGCCUGAUCCGCCGUUUGGUUUACAUCGCGGCCUUCUGCCUUCCCAAAUCCGUGUCUUUAAUGGGUGCUCUGAAUCAUAGUCCCCUUCCCUGGUUUUCCAUUUCCCCAGAUUCCAGAGCUGUCACUUGUUCAGAUCCUUAUGAAAUCUUCUAUAACGAUAUCUCCAGAAAUGAAGCACAAAAAUAUGUGGAGGUGCUGAAGGAACACAGCUACAAGACUUUUGAUUCGCCGGUGACUACGGAGCCGUGGAGAUACAUCCCGAGUACGUAUGUUGUUUGUGAAGAAGAUAAGGCGAUUCCUUUGGAAGCGCAGUUGGGGAUGAUUAGGGGAGCACAGGAGAUUGCUGAGGGGAGCUUCGGCACGAUCGAACGUACAAACGUCGGCCAUAGCUCAUUUAUAAGCCAACCGGAAUGGCUGGCUGAAAAAUUAAUAAAAGCCGCUGAAAAUCCUAUUUGAUAUAACGUAUGUGGGAUUUUAAGCAGGUAAUUAGAUGGCAUUUUGGAAACAUAGCUAUAAGAGGUGAAGAAGGUCAGUGCCGAAGAUAGCUCGGCGGUUUGAUGUGGACUCAAAUUUCAGAGAGUUAUUUUGGAAAUCGGGGUUUGUGAAAUGGACUUGAGACUUGGUGUUUUCGUUAGACGAUAUAUUAUGAACAUGAGAGAUGUUGAUUGCAUGUUUUUCUACAGUGCACUGUAUUAUACCAGUACACCAGUUCAAUAACAUAAGAAUAAGUAGAUAGUGAUCGUUCUCUAUGCAAGCGAAA
Molecule: messenger RNA, 1084 nt
Organism: Botrytis deweyae
Lineage: Eukaryota; Fungi; Ascomycota; Leotiomycetes; Helotiales; Sclerotiniaceae
Exons: 4
Coding region: 1-780 (259 amino acids)
Source: RefSeq, a predicted model, not a curated record